AGGUGACCGACGUGAUUGGCUGAAGUGUCGUAUGAUGAAGCAGCGUGCCAUCGUUCCAUCUGUCCUCCAUGAGCUGCAGAAGCCGCUCAGUGUGCCGGUCAGACCGUCUGCAGCAACCCUCGGGCUCAGCACUCACACUAUCACCUGCUCACGCAGCUCUCUUGCACCAUGCUCACCCGUCUGUUCCGAAUGCACGGCCUCCUGGUGGCCUCCCACCCCUGGGAGGUGAUCGUUGGCACAGUCACCUUAACCAUCUGUAUGAUGUCCAUGAACAUGUUCACUGGCAAUGACCAGAUCUGUGGCUGGAACUUUGACUGCCCCAAAACAGAGGAGCAAAUUCUGAGCAGUGAUAUCAUCAUCCUGACCAUCACACGUUGCAUCGCCAUCGUCUAUAUUUACUUCCAGUUCCAGAACUUGAGACAGCUGGGAUCCAAAUAUAUUUUAGGCAUUGCUGGCCUUUUCACCAUAUUCUCCAGCUUCGUAUUUAGCACAGUGGUCAUACACUUUCUCGACAAAGAGCUCACAGGCCUCAAUGAGGCUUUACCCUUCUUCCUGCUUCUCAUUGACCUCUCAAAAGCAUGUGCUCUCGCCAAGUUCGCCUUAAGCUCCAGUUCUCAGGAUGAAGUGAGGGACAACAUUGCUCGUGGCAUGGCAGUACUGGGACCUACCUUCACUCUGGAUGCCCUGGUGGAGUGCUUAGUCAUUGGAGUGGGAACCAUGUCAGGUGUGCGACAGUUGGAAAUCAUGUGCUGCUUUGGCUGCAUGUCUGUCUUGGCCAACUACUUUGUGUUCAUGACUUUCUUCCCUGCAUGUGUCUCACUGGUGCUGGAGUUGUCCCGUGAGAGUCAGGAGGGUCAUCCAAUCUGGCAGCUGAGCCACUUCUCCAGAGUGAUGGAGGAGGAGGAGGACAACAAACCCAACCCUGUAACCCAGAGAGUCAAAAUGAUCAUGUCCUUGGGCCUGGUAAUGGUUCACGCCCAUAGCCGCUGGAUUGCUGAGCCCUUGUCCAUCAACACCACAGUGGGCAUCCCGCAGGUCGGCAUGGACCUGGACCACCUCUCACCCAGGAGGAUUGAGCCAGAGAAACCACUCUGGCACUUCUAUCUCACCAGGAUGAUAACCAUGGACAUAGAGCAGGUGAUCUGUCUGGCCUUGGCCCUGCUGCUGGCCAUCAAGUACAUCUUCUUUGAGCAGGUUGAGAUGGAGUCUACACUGUCACUGAAGAACCCUAUUACUAUGUCUGCCCCGGCCCUGAAUCUGCGACGGCCCACUGGACCCUGCUGCAGGAAAGAGCCCCCAGCUCCUCGACCCGUUGCCCCCAGCCACAGCAUUGCUGCUUCUGCAUUGGCCAGUAAGGCAGAGAGAGAUGAGGUUAUCCGGCCUCUGUCUUCCCCGGCCGCUGAUCCCCAGCCAAAGAGCUUCUUUGUCAUAGGAGAUGAAGAGGAAGAGAUCAAGUCUGAGACCCCUCAGCCAGCACUCCCCCUAAAGCCCAGAGGCCUGGACCAAUGUGUGGCCAUCCUCAACAACCCUGAGCUGGGGCCUCGUUUCCUGAGUGAUGAUGAGGUGAUGCUUCUGGUCAACUCCAAACACAUCCCUGCAUACAAACUGGAGGCCACAAUGGAGAGACCAGAGAGAGGAGUGGCCAUACGACGACAGAUGAUAUCUGCCAAGCUUCCCUCUCCUUCUGCACUGUCCUCCCUGCCAUACACCCACUAUGACUACUCCAAGGUUAUGGGCACCUGCUGUGAAAAUGUGAUUGGUUACAUGCCCGUACCAGUGGGCGUGGCUGGACCGUUGCAUCUGGAUGGGAAACAGUUCCAGGUUCCCAUGGCAACUACGGAGGGCUGCUUGGUUGCCAGCACCAACAGGGGCUGUCGGGCAAUUGCUCUGGGAGGUGGAGCCAGGAGUUGUAUCCUGGCUGACAGUAUGACUCGAGGACCCGUAGUGAGGCUGCCCUCUGCCUGCCAGGCUGCUGAAGUCAAGGCCUGGCUGGAGAGCACAGAUGGUUUUCAGGCCAUCAAAGAGGCUUUUGACAACACCAGCAGGUUUGCACGCCUCCAGAAGCUGCUGGUUGGUCUGGCUGGGAGAAAUCUUUACAUCCGCUUCCAUUCCAAGACUGGAGAUGCCAUGGGGAUGAAUAUGAUCUCUAAGGGUACAGAACAGGCUCUGAGCAGACUGCAGCAGCACUUCCCAGAGCUGCAGGUGGUGGCUGUCAGUGGCAACUACUGCACUGACAAGAAACCAGCUGCCAUCAACUGGAUUGAAGGCAGGGGCAAGUCUGCUGUCUGUGAAGCCACCAUCCCGGCAAAAGUGGUCAGAGAGGUUUUGAAAACAACAACAGAAGCUCUGGUGGAGGUGAACAUCAGUAAGAACCUGGUGGGCUCAGCCAUGGCAGGGAGCAUCGGUGGAUUUAACGCUCAUGCAGCCAACCUGGUGGCUGCCAUUUACAUAGCCUGCGGACAGGAUCCAGCCCAGUCAGUGGGCAGCAGUAACUGCAUCACCCUGAUGGAGGCAUCAGGACCAGUAGGGGAGGACCUAUACAUCAGCUGCACCAUGCCUUCUAUAGAGCUGGGCACUGUAGGAGGAGGCACCAACCUGCCCCCCCAGCAAGCCUGCCUUCAGAUGCUGGGCGUGCAGGGAGCCAGUCAGGACUGUCCAGGAGAGAACGCCCGGCAGCUGGCCAGGGUUGUGUGUGCCACCGUGCUGGCUGGAGAGCUCUCACUGAUGGCUGCACUGGCUGCUGGACACCUGGUUAAGAGUCACAUGACACACAACAGAUCCAAGGUGAAUCUACAUGAGACCCCAGGAACCUGCAGCAGGAAAGCCUCCUGAGUGCACGGGAGCAGCUGGGCCUCCUCCAGUGACCUGGGCUCACUGGACGGAGCAGUAAAUCCAGGACAAUCAGAAAGGGACUAAUCAUUCAUCACUGAAAAACAGACCUCAGACAACUUCAUAGAUUUUGGAUUCAAAUGAAACAUUUCUGCUCUCCUGUCACCAAAAGGAGCACUGAAAACUGAAGUGCUGCUUAUUACAGAUUCUGCAUCAUUUGAUUUCUUCACCAGGGUGGCCUGUGAAGCUAACAAGGACAUGCAGUGUCACAGUGGUGAGGCAGCCCACAAAGUGCAGCAGUAUUGCCAAGCAAACUGAGUCCUUGGUUCAACCACAAGAAGACAGAAAGAUUAACCAUGACUGACUUCAGGGAUGAAUAAAUAUGUGUGAAUGAAUGAUUAUCUGGAUCCAAAAGGCACUUUCAAGCCUAAGACUGCAAACCUCAGUCAAAGGCUGUGUUUAUGGGAUAGAACAGGUGAGGAUAAGUUAAAAAAAGAUGACUUCAUGUACCUGGACUGCUAAUAGGACUGUGCAACAAAUCAGCCAAUUCAUGCUGAGAUUAUGUUGAGACUGUGUAAUUACCAUAAAGCAACAAAACCAAUAGCUCAAGUGGUCUCUGCACUGCAUCUCCAGUAGCAGAGGAAAUGACUUCAGAGAACCACAGAUGUGUGUGUUAUCUGUGGAAAUAAACUGGCAGACUUUACAUUUGCUUGAUUUGGUGCUGUAAUCCAUCACAUUGUGUCUGCUUUUAAUUACAGCAAAGUUACCACUGAGUGAUGAUGCAGUGACAGACAACUGCAUUAGCAUAUGCCCUUGAUGCUUAAAAAAUGUAAUGUACCGUGCUGCAGAUGUGGUGUUGGUAAAAUUAAUUCACUUAUAGUGAGUCUUCCUGUUGUGCCAGUGGAUGGCAGAUAUUUUGAAUAUGUUUUGUAAUAAACACAAAAGGACUUUA
Lates calcarifer (barramundi perch) is the source of this 3781-nucleotide messenger RNA. It is a transcript of the gene hmgcra, whose product is annotated as 3-hydroxy-3-methylglutaryl-CoA reductase a. Gene Ontology annotation, cellular component: endoplasmic reticulum membrane; peroxisomal membrane. The transcript is spliced from 20 exons. Gene Ontology annotation, biological process: coenzyme A metabolic process; isoprenoid biosynthetic process; sterol biosynthetic process. Lineage: Eukaryota; Metazoa; Chordata; Actinopteri; Centropomidae. Gene Ontology annotation, molecular function: protein binding; NADP binding; hydroxymethylglutaryl-CoA reductase (NADPH) activity. Bases 169 to 2832 code for a protein of 887 amino acids. The record is from RefSeq and is a predicted model, not a curated record.